Vicia faba (fava bean) is the source of this 1437-nucleotide messenger RNA. The record is from the annotation of a GenBank genome assembly. NCBI's taxonomy places the organism in Eukaryota, Viridiplantae, Streptophyta, Magnoliopsida, Fabales, Fabaceae.
AUGGGUUACAGAAACAAGAGCUUGGUGACAAAGGAUCAAACUGUUUCUUCAUCAUCGAAUUGUGAAUCACCGAGUGAUGCAAUGCUUGUUUUCACUAUGAAUAUCAUUGGUUUACCAGUUGAUGUUCAUGUUAAAGAUGGUUCUGUGUAUUCUGGAAUCUUCUAUACUGCUUCUGUUCAUGACCGUUUCGGUAUUGUUUUGAAGCAAGCUAGGAUGACCAAGAAGGGAAAUGGCCACAGCAAUGUUGGAAAAGAGGCCUUGAUAGAUACAUUAGUGGUUCAAUCAAAGGAUAUUGUGCAGGUCAUUGCUAAGGGAGAAACACUUCCCGGGGAUGGUGAUAAUGGAAAAAUAACUGGCGAGGAUGAGGAAGCAAUUACACCCAAAGUUUGUUGUUCCGAUAACCGUUCAGUGGAUGCAGAACAGGUUAAUCAAUCAAGACAAGCUGAAGAUAACAACUCAAAAGAGAAGACUGAUGACUGCAGGCAGAAGUUUGAAUUUCAUAGUGAAAAAAACGAUGAAAAGAUUCAAAGCCUUGACUCAGGCCAUAAAAUUGUUACAUGUCUUAGCCAAGUUAAAGCUGAUAAAGCCAAUGAUCAGGGUAGUGAAAGGUCCACUUCACCAGAUUCUACAUCUACACAUUCCACCCUAAGUGAAGAUCUCAGCGAGGCGUCACAUAAUGUUCCAGCAAAAAUUAUUGAAAAAUCUGCUCCAAGGGGUACAGAUUGUACUAGAAAUGCAAAGGAAUUUAAGCUCAACCCAGCGGCCAAGAUUUUCUCCCCGUCUUUUGUAUAUCCUAUUUCAGCACCUUCUGCUAUGCCAACAUCUGCAAACAUGGUAUACAUGCCAAAUAGCCCUCAUGCUCCAAAUAUGGUUUACAUGCCAAAUAGCUCUCCUCCAGUACAUGUUGCUACUCUUCAACCUGAAGUCGGAUUCAAUACUUUUGCUUCUCGACCUUCUGUGCCUGUUAAGGCUUUACAGUAUGGUAAUUUGACAGUUGGAAAUGCUGGCAGUGGUUCUCAAUUUUCACAACCUAUUGUUGGUCAACUGGCACAUAGGACACAACCUCUUCAGUAUGCUGCACAUUAUACUCCAGUUCUAUCUGAACCUGCUUAUUUGCAAUCAAGCUCUCCUGCUGUUAUGGCUGGACGAUCCACCCAGCUAGUCUAUGUUCAACAAGUUUCCCACGAUUUGGUUCAUGGUGUAACGGCUCCAUUCCCAACCCGCCCCCUGAUGAAUCACGUACAAUUUCCAAAGCAUCAAGGAGGAACAUUUAGUCAAGCAAUACCAGUUGUUAUGCCUCCAUCUGUCCUAACAAGCGCGCAACAACAAAACUUUGCAUUUCAAAACCACAUUCCAGUUUUACAACCUGGCUUUUCUCCACCUAGACCUAUUUCAGUCCCAGGAUCAAAUGGUUUCUAUGGCACCAAGUUUUCAUGA